This is a messenger RNA of Sus scrofa (pig), 4037 nucleotides long. It is a transcript of the gene KCNMB1, whose product is annotated as potassium calcium-activated channel subfamily M regulatory beta subunit 1. Gene Ontology annotation, biological process: potassium ion transport; detection of calcium ion. Gene Ontology annotation, cellular component: membrane; voltage-gated potassium channel complex. Lineage: Eukaryota; Metazoa; Chordata; Mammalia; Artiodactyla; Suidae. The record is from RefSeq and is a predicted model, not a curated record. Gene Ontology annotation, molecular function: potassium channel regulator activity; calcium-activated potassium channel activity.
GGCUUAGCUCCAAGCAUCUCCAUUCCAGAGAUAGACAGACAGAGGCUCAGAGCGGCAAAGUAACUCGCCUUGGGUGACACAUGGGCACUAUAGUUCAUGCCUCUGAACCCCAGAGACCUCCUCUAUAAAAUGGGGAGGAAAAUCUCCACCCGAAUGGAUUUCGGUGAGCCUGCAGUGCUUGUGACCUUAGGCGGUUGGAAGGUGGGGGUUGGGGAAGCUAUCUUGUGACCUCUAAUCCUUUGUGCUGGUGCAAAGCACCACUCUUUAUUGUUAGAGCAUCAUUACUUCCUGGACUUCCACCUACAACCCACUGAUGCACACGGCCCCACAGCCAACCAGGGACUAGGGUUUCCACCCACAGACCUUCAAGAACCAGACAAUGUGGUCAAAGCGUUUCAACAGAGCUUAACCUCAAUGCAGCAGAAGGAUUGCUCCCCCUUCUCUGCCUGUUCCCGUCUUCCAAAAGGAAAAGCACCUUGGGAAGAAUGCUAAUGUUUUAUUAAUUCAGAGUGUGUCACACUUAAUACCUCAUUUAGUCGGCUACGAGCGGGCAUGUAGCCCUUUAGUCAUACUUAAAAAAAGCCGACUGUUUUGCUGUGCGACGCUGCUCCAAGGAAGCAAAGCGAAGGAGCAGCACUUUGCCUUAGUUCGUGGGCAGGACUCUUCCUGGGUGGGCCAAGGACCAGCUUGGAAAAUGACUCCCCUGCAGAUUCCUUCCAGGCGCUGGUGCGUCAAGCAGCACCUGCCAGAUCUGAGGCCUUAAGAGACUCCCUUUACUGUGAAGCCCAUUAAACAGACGAUUUACUCCUCUGUUGAUAGGAUUCAAUUAGGAAAGGGGCGAGAGAAAGAAACUGCUGGAGAGAAUGAGGGGACUGAAUGCCACUCUCAUUUCACGGCCCGCUGGGCUGGCUGCCUCCAAGCCACCGAGGGAGGAGUGAGAGAUGAGCCAGAACUCACUCAGCAGGCGUGGCAGGGCCGUGCCCACCUCCCCAGGAGUUGGGGACUCUCGGGUGACCUCCAGAACCUCAGGUGGCAUGUGUCCAUAGAGCAGAGGCACGCUUUUAUGUCUUACAGUGUCAGCGGGCUCAGGAGUGACAGCCUGGGCUCUGCAACCUGGAAGGGCCAGCCUGGAAUCUGGUUCCCACCCUUACGGCAGGGUAACUGGGGACCAGUGACUUAAGACUCUGAGUCUCAGAUUCAGUUUUCUCAGGUGACCAUGGAGUAAAGUGAGGGGGACAGACGUGCGAACUGCGAGCAUCACAGCUGAUACGUAGGAGAGGCCCAACGCACGGAGUUUAUUGUUGUCACUGCUUUUUGAUCCUUAAAACAACCACGCGAAGGAUGUGGAAGCACACGGAGGUAUGUUUUUGCCUACAAAUGCUGCUGCUCACUUUUCUGUCGUAUUGAUAGGAACAGAUCUCUGCCCAGGAGGCCAAACGAUGCAGUUUUACAGUUUCUCAGAGGCCACCGGACCAAGGAGGCUGUUCCUGGACCUGGCUGGCAGGAAGCAGCCAUGAAGCCCCCACGGCUUAGUUGAUCUUUGAUUCUCUUCCUCUGCCCCCAACUGCCCCCCUAACCCUUUUCCCUACCCCGAACAAAGUUUUACAAAUCCCAAUUGCCCAGAUGGGAACACUGAGGCUCACAGAGAGGUGCUGUGACCUGCCCGGAGUCACACAGCAUGCGGGUCCCCAAGGCUGAGUGGUUUUGGCUGCUCCGCCUGGGAAAUGCCAGCCCCUAGGCGGCCCACGAGCCCAACCCUUCAGAGCUUCAACUCCUCCUCCCUCCCCCAUGUCAACCAAAGGAAACUCAUUUUCCAUUCCUGGCUUCUCUGCCAGCCCAGAGAGACCAAGCAAAGAAGAAAUGCCUCCAGAUAUGCCGGCAGGGUCCUCCUCAGCCUCUCAGUUUUGCUGUCUGUUGGUUGACAUCUGUUUCCCACGAGACCCUGGGAGGUGCAGGUGCAGGGGCCUGGGGAACAGCUGCGGUUCUCUGGGCUGGGUACCUGCUCCCCGGAGUUUGUGUCCCGGGGCAGAGUGCUCAGCCUUGACCAUGUUUGGGCAUGGAGCCUCGUCUCAGAUGGGAACCAAAGGCUGCUUCCCCGGAGACGGGCGGGCUGGGAGCCCAAACUUCCUGCUGGAGCUCAGGCCGCGUCUUCUGGGCUGGGGGCUGGGGGCCAGGCAGAAAAGCGUCUGUGGGCUGAAGACUCGCAGGACCCCGGGGAGACUAAAUGACUGCUGUCCCCGGUGGACAUGGGGAAGAAGCUGGUGAUGGCCCAGAAACGGGGAGAGACCCGAGCCCUCUGCCUGGGUGUUGCCAUGGUGGUGUGUGCUGUCAUCGCCUACUACAUCCUGGGCACGACCGUGCUGCCCCUCUACCAGAAAAGCGUGUGGACCCAGGAAUCCACCUGUCACCUGAUUGAGACCAACAUCAGGGACCAGGAGGAGCUGGAAGGCAAGAGGGUGCCCCAGUACCCGUGCCUGUGGGUCAACGUGUCAUCCGUGGGCCGGUGGGCCGUGCUGUACCACACAGAGGACACUCGGGACCAGAACCAGCAGUGCUCCUACAUCCCAGGCAGCCUGGACAACUACCAGACGGCCCGGGCCGACGUGGAGAAAGUUAGAGCCAAGUUCCACGAGCACCAGGUUUUCUACUGCUUCUCCACCACUCGGGAGAACGAGACCAGCGUCUUGUAUCAGCGCCUCUACGGGCCCCAGACCCUCCUCUUCUCCCUCUUCUGGCCCACCUUCCUGCUGACCGGCGGCCUCCUCAUUAUCGUCAUGGUGAAGGUCAACCAGUCCCUCUCCAUCCUGGCGGCCCAGAAGUAGCCCCAUCCACGCCCCAUUCCCGCCCGGCCCACAGGGGGCUGGAUGGGUCCCUGGGCUGCUCCCCACUCAUCUACCGGUGCCUUCUCCUCCUGCCUUCCCACUCGCCCCCCCAAUUCCCUCUGUCUCCCACCACAUGGGUGGUCUUUGAGAAAUCCCUUUGCUAAGUCAUUUCCUGCUCAAGAAUGUGCGAUGGCUCCCUCAGUGCCCAGGAGACGGCAAGGUCAACCAGUGACAGCUCUCCCUCCCCCGUCCCCACUCGACUGACUCAAAUCCAUUUCCUACUGUGUCACUGUCCAUUGCACUGAUGCCAGUGAUUCUUACUUCUGUGCCUGUGUCCUGGCAGUUGGCUCCAAGGCCUGCCGGUCCCACCCAGGAUGCCAUCCCUGGCCCACCUCAUUUCCUUCUUGGACUUCCAUCCUGAAAACAGUGGCAGCCCCCACCCACAGAGCACAGUAGAAUAUCAUGGAUGACUUGGGGCAAACAUUUUCUGUGUGCCUCAAUUUCCCCACUUGCAAAAUAGGAAUUAAUAAUAACUGUUCCCUUUUAGGGUUGUUGGUAUUAAAUGAGUUACACUAUAAUGUUCCUAGAAUAGCAAGUGACACAUGGUAAGUGCUGCAUAAGACAUGAUGAAAAACUGAGGCUCUAAGAGGUCAUUGGCCAAGGUCAACCACAGGGUAAGUGAGGCACUGGCGAUCAAGCCCUGGGCCAUGUGAUUUCAGAGCCUGGCCUGUCAACCACAGUACUCAAGCCAACUCAGCUGAAGGGCUGAGGGACCCAGCCACCCAAAACCCCACGGGCCAGGUAGGGAACAGGGUUGCACUGCAGGAACCCCACUGUGUCCUCAUGCAAGUCAGGGAUCUGAUGGGAAGGAAAGGGGACCUGGAAUUGGCACCCACAUCUCUCACUUGCAGCCAGGCAGCCCUGAUGCAGCCUCACACCCUCCAGGUUCUUGCUGGGCACAAUCCUUCCAAGGGGACACAGCCCCCCAUUCCCCAGAGUUUCUUCCUUCUGGGGUUAGGGAUGUCUCAAGAGUCCUGCGAGUCUUUUAAGAAGCUCUCAGCUGUGAUAUUGCCCUUUGGUUUGGUAAGAGACUGCCUUUGGGGGAAAUUAGGUAAAGGGCCCAUGGGAUCUGUCUGUACGAUUUCUUCCAACUCUAGGGGCAGCUACCGUUCUCUCAAAAUUUAAGUUUAAUUCUUAAUAAAGAAGGAAAACGUC